AUGGCAGCCUCGCAGCACUCAACGCCACGUUUGGGGUCCUCCUCUUCCUCCGUCUACCGGCCUAGCGAUGGCGACUCCUCGCCCGUCUACUCGCUUGGUAGUAUAGGCAUCACGGUCCCCUCCUCCCCCGUCUUCCGGCCCUUUGAUGCUGGCACGGAUGGUGAUUCGGAGAUUAUCGAGCUCCAGACUGUCCCUCUGCAGGAUCCGACUCCCGCUCCUCUCAAUACUGAGCCUGACAUUGGCAGAGAUGGAGCGGCCAGUAUUCGCGACGAGUCGCCGUCUCCUCCCUAUGCCAUGGGGUUCAAGCUGUUUGCGAUGCUCGCGUCCAUUACCACGGCUAUUUUCCUGAUGAUGUUGGACACUUCGAUCAUCUCUACGGCUGUCCCACGCAUCACGGACGAGUUCCAUUCGGUCGACGAUGUGGGCUGGUACGCCAGUAUUUACUCGCUCGCCAGCUCGGCUUUCCAACCGAUCACUGGUCGCAUCUAUAGCAAGUUCAACAUCAAGUAUUCCUUCUUGGCCUUCUUUGCGAUCUUCGAGGCAGGCUCACUCAUCUGCGGCACUUCAAUCUCGUCUGGGAUGUUCAUCAUCGGUCGCGCCGUCGCUGGUGCCGGCAGUUCUGGGUUCAUCAACGGGGCUGUUACCAUCCUGGCUGCUACUGUGCCUCUGGAGAAACGCCCUUCGCUCACCGGCAUCAUGAUGGGUUUCUCGCAGUUGGGUAUUGUCCUAGGCCCUCUGGUUGGCGGUGCUUUCACCUCCUACACCACCUGGCGCUGGUGCUUCUACGUCAAUCUCCCUGUCGGCGCGAUCGUGGCCAUUGGUCUGAUGUUGGUUGACAUCCCCGACCUGGUUACCAAGCCCAAGCCCUUCGAUGUGCUUCGCCGGCUCCAUGUCGAGCUCGAUCUCGUCGGUUUCACACUCAUCGCCCCAGCUGCCGUUAUGCUUCUCCUUGCGACUCAGUGGGGGGGAGAUCCGUACGCGUGGAACUCGCCGACCAUCAUUGGCCUCUUCUGCGGUGCUGGAGCCUCUGCUGUCGUCUGGUUCGUUUGGAAUUUCUACCAUGGCGAGGAUGCCUUGAUUCCAAUGUCGAUUCUCCGAAUCAACGCUACCUGGUCUUCGGCCUGCACACAGGGUUUCCUUCUGACCGGUGUGUACUGUGCCUCCUUCUACCUCCCGAUGUACUUCCAGGCCGUCAAGGGCGUUGUCCCCAUGAUGAGCGGUGUCUACCUUAUUGCCAGCAUCGGUAGUCAGCUUUUGUCGGCUGUGGUAGCAGGCAUGCUAGUUGAGCGUACCGGUUAUGUUAUUCCUUACGCAAUGCUGUCUGGAAUCAUCGGCUCGGUUUCCAAUGGUUUGUAUUCCACGUUCAAGCCAGACACCGCAACUUCCAAAUGGGUCGGUUACCAGGUUCUCAACGGCGUCGGCCGUGGUUUUGGCAUGCAGAUGCCUGUCCUCGCCGUUCAAGCCGCACUUAGGCCCCCGCAGAUCCCCAUCGGUCUGUCGGUCGUCUCCUUCAUCCAGUCUCUCUGCGUGGCCAUAGCGCUCGCCGUCUCCGGUACGAUCUUCGACCUUACCCUGGUCCAUGACCUGACCCAACGUGCUCCGGAUGUCGACCCCAAUUCCAUCCUGGAUGCUGGUGCCACCAACUUCCGGAGCAUUGUCGCCCCGAAAGAUCUGCCGGUCGUCCUGCAGUCCUACAAUAUCGCCAUCAGCCACGUCUUCUACAUGGCCGCUGGUAUCACCGGUCUGGCCGUAUUUACGUCGCUGUUUAUGGGUUGGAUUGAUAUCCGCAAGACGCAUGGCAGUCUGUCUGCCAAUGGUCCCCGUACUGGUGAUGCUGCUGGAGGCAAUGGCCAGCAAGCUCAGCAGCAGCAUGUAGAUGGUCCUAAGCACGAUGCUUAA
This is a messenger RNA of Thermochaetoides thermophila DSM 1495, 1899 nucleotides long. RefSeq lists its product as uncharacterized. Bases 1 to 1899 code for a protein of 632 amino acids. The record is from RefSeq and is a predicted model, not a curated record. The transcript has 4 exons. NCBI's taxonomy places the organism in Eukaryota, Fungi, Ascomycota, Sordariomycetes, Sordariales, Chaetomiaceae. Gene Ontology annotation, molecular function: transmembrane transporter activity. Gene Ontology annotation, biological process: transmembrane transport.